Molecule: messenger RNA, 1056 nt
Organism: Schizosaccharomyces osmophilus
Lineage: Eukaryota; Fungi; Ascomycota; Schizosaccharomycetes; Schizosaccharomycetales; Schizosaccharomycetaceae
Gene: rae1
Product: RNA export factor, nucleoporin Rae1
Exons: 3
Coding region: 1-1056 (351 amino acids)
Biological process (GO): transcription-dependent tethering of RNA polymerase II gene DNA at nuclear periphery; RNA export from nucleus
Cellular component (GO): nuclear pore
Molecular function (GO): ubiquitin binding; RNA binding
Source: RefSeq, a predicted model, not a curated record
AUGUCGCUUUUUGGUCAAGCUGCUACAACAACGGUUUCUUCUGCAACAGGAGACUUAAAAUCAGAUGUCGAGGUUCCACAACCCCCAGAAGACUCGAUAUCAGACUUGGCGUUCUCACCUCAUGCCGAUUAUUUAGCUGCUUCUUCUUGGGAUAGUAAAGUCCGCAUUUAUGAGGUCCAAUCGACUGGGCAGUCUGUUGGAAAAGCCUUAUAUGACCAUCAAGGCCCCGUUUUGAGUGUUCAUUGGUCGCGUGACGGAACAAAAUUGGCUUCUGGUAGUACCGAUAAGUCAGCAAAGGUUUUUGAUAUUCAAACUGGUCAAAAUCAACAGGUUGCUGCUCAUGACGAUUCUAUUCGAUGUGUCCGUUUCGUCGAAAGCAUCGGCAGUACCCCUAUUUUGGCUACGGGUUCCUGGGAUAAAACUCUCAAGUAUUGGGAUCUUCGUCAACCAGCUCCUAUUGCUACCGUCAAUCUACCUGAGCGAGUCUAUACCAUGGAUUCUGUCCAUCCUUUGCUUGUUAUAGGUACCGCUGAGCGCAAUGUGUGCGUCGUGAAUCUUUCUGAACCUACAAAAAUAUUUAAGGUUGCUAUGAGUCCCUUGAAGUUUCAAACUCGAAGUAUCGCAUGCUUUGCCAAAGCAGAUGGUUAUGCUAUUGGUAGUGUGGAAGGAAGAUGUGCAAUUCAAAACCUGGACGAGAAGAUUCAGAAAGAUAACUUUAGUUUUAGAUGCCACCGUACACAAGGAACGGGAACAUCCGAUGUAUAUAGCGUGAAUUCUUUAGCUUUCCACCCCCAAUACGGAACAUUUUCUACAGCUGGAUCAGAUGGUACCUUUAGCUUUUGGGACAAGGACAGCCAUCAACGCUUAAAGAGUUAUCCUAAUGUUGGUGGUCCAAUUGCUUGCACCGCAUUUAAUCGUACUGGUGAUAUCUUUGCCUACGCCGUCAGCUAUGACUGGAGCAAGGGCUAUUCAUUCCAUACCCCUCAACAUCCUAACAAAAUAAUGUUACAUCCUGUCCCUCCCGAAGAAAUGAAACCACGUCCUAAAAGGAGGUAA